AUGGAAUGCUGUGUUUGCCAAAGGAUUUUUUCAUCGGGAAUAGGCCUACGUAUCCACCAGGGACGUAUCCAUCAGGUCCGUAUAACCCCUAUUCCAUCUUCAUCACACACCCCGGCUCCCUGCUCCCAUCCUCCAUUACCUCCCACCCCCGACACUUCUCUUCAGACUCUCCUCGGCCAACUCAAGCAGUCAACUCCCAUUAUAAAACGUAUUCCACGCGGUGCCCGGUCGACGGUUUCAGAGGCAUUAGCGGCCGUAAUAAAUAAUUGCGUUAGAAACAACAAUAGUAAUUCGUGGCAUGACCUCCUUACCUUUUCGUUCAAAAUUCUCCAUGUCUCAGAUGAAUCCAACAGUAAUAUUUCCCUAACGCAAAAAAUAAAAAACAACACUUUAAAUCCGUCUAUACCUAUUUGCGAUCCCUCGUCUGGAACCCACAGAAAGAAGUAUGACUUGUUUGGGAAGGUCGAGGAUAAAAUACACGACGGUGAUCUCAAAGGAGCAACACGCCUUUUGUUCUCAAACGACACCUUAGCACCCGACACGCCGGAGACCAAAGCCGCAUUACAGUCCAAACACCCCCCAGGCCCUUCCACCCCGAUUUUUGUAGACCCUCCAUCUGACCCCCCAGGCUGCCUCCACGCCACGGUUAGAGACGUUCUAACAGCCCUCGCCCCGUUUCCAAAAGGAUCGGCGUCUGGUCUAGACGGCAUAUCCCCACAGCAUCUGAUUGACCUUACCAGCUACGGCUCUGGUGUAGCUGGUGAACAGUUGACCACACGCCUCACAAAACUGGUCAAUCUCAUGCUUAUGGGAGAUGUUUGCCCGGAUGUGACGCCGCUGAUAUAUGGAGCAAAUCUUAUUGCCUUGGCAAAAAAGGAUGGUGGCGUGCGCCCCAUCGCAGUAGGUUCUACAUUCCGACGUUUAGCAGCCAAGAUCUGCGUCCGGCUCACUAGAACAAAAUUACAGGCCCUCUUUGAACCAGUACAAGUCGGAUUUGGAACGCGUGGAGGUUGCGAGGCAGCAGUCCACGCUGUACGUACCUUCCUUAAAAGUGAUUCAUGCGAGGUUCUUCUUAAAUUAGACUUAAAAAACGCAUUUAAUUCGGUCAAUAGGGACACUCUGCUAAAAGAAAUUAAAAUACAUGUCCCGGAAAUUUAUAACUUCCUUCUCCAGUGCUACCACUGUCCCUCAAAACUAGUUCAUAAAUCCAAUGAGAUUAUUUCGGCCGUAGGCUGUCAGCAGGGUGAUCCCCUCGGUCCAGCAAUAUUUAGUUUGGCAAUAAAUCCGAUAAUCCACUCCCUAAAUUCAAAAUUAAAUAUUUGGUACCUCGACGAUGGGACCUUGGCCGGAGACGCGCAGACAGUCCUAGCUGAUUUGGUGCAUGUUAAACAGCAUUUCAAUCGCAUUGGUUUAGAAUUAAAUUAUGACAAAUCUGAAUUAUAUAUUUCGGACAAAGUAAAUCCACUAACCGCUUCCCAGAUCGCUCAAAAUUUUAACAACAUUGCUCUUAACAUUAAAUUAGUAACGAAGGACAGUCUGCACCUCCUCGGCUCCCCCAUCUUUGAGGAGGCCAUUCCUCUUCUCUUAAAUAAAUUAACAACAAACUUCAGCAAGUAUUCGGACCGCCUUCUCAAAAUUAGUAGCCACUCUGCUUUAUUUAUUUUAAAAUUCUGUCUGUUCGUCCCUAAAUUCACUUACAUGCUUCGCUGUUGCCCCUUUUGGAAAUUCCCCCAUUUGAUCACACCUAUUGACACUCAAAUGAAAUCCAAAAUUGAAAACAUCCUGAACAUUCACUUGAGCGAACAGGCUUGGACCCAAGCCGCUUUACCAAUAAGGAACGGCGGCCUGGGAACACGCAAAAUUUUAAGUGUGGCUUUGCCUGCAUUCCUGUCUUCAAUCCACAGCACGCUAGAUCUCGCAGGUAGAAUAUUAAAAGCCCCAGCGGGCAUUAACUGCAAGAUUGCAUGUUUGGACGAGGCCACGAAUGCAUGGCUAGCUGGACCGAGUCCAAAUCUCCCAUCCAAACCACAUAAGCAAAGGGCCUGGGAUACAAUAGCGUCCGUCGCCACCUUACAAACUUUAAUAGAGCCUUCAACUGGCAGGGACCGGGCCAGGCUGUUAGCUGUGUCCAAGCCAGAAUCUGGUUACUGGCUCCAGGCAUAUCCCUCGCCCAACACUGGGACUUUUAUCAACCCGGACACUCUUCGCAUAGCCGUCGGUCUCCGGCUGGGAGCUGGGAUCUGCACAGGUCACAACUGUGUUUCUUGUGGGGCUCCAGUGGACCGACUCGGCCACCAUGGCCUCUCCUGCACCUCGGGCGCCGGCCGCCUGUCCCGCCACGCUGCUCUCAACGACAUUCUCAGAAGGGCGCACGUCAGUGCCAACGUUCCCGCCGCUCUGGAGCCCCAGAUUGUGCGGAGCGAUGGCAAGCGCCCUGACGGAAUGUCGCUCAUACCCUGGAAGUCGGGCCGUGCGCUGGUGUGGGACGCCACCUGUACAGACACCCUGGCGGCGUCCUAUCUACCAGCAACUACCAAACGUGCGGGGGCGGCGGCGGACGCCCGGGAACGCCUCAAGGUCUCUAAAUACAGCUGUCUCGGCGCCCAAUAUCAGUUUUUUGCUUUCGGCGUCGAGACACUAGGUCCCUGGGGCAAAGGUGCGCUGGAACUCCACAGGGAGCUCAGCAAAAGGUUGAGGGAGGCAACAGGCGACCCUCGCGCCGGCGGCUUUCUCGCGCAAAGAAUUGCAAUCGCAGUUCAACGCGGGAAUGCUGCCUGCGUGAUGGGCACCCUGCCAAGAGGCCCAGGCCUCUUAUUUAAUUAG
Messenger RNA from Parnassius mnemosyne (clouded apollo), 2823 nucleotides. The record is from the annotation of a GenBank genome assembly. NCBI's taxonomy places the organism in Eukaryota, Metazoa, Arthropoda, Insecta, Lepidoptera, Papilionidae.